Cephus cinctus (wheat stem sawfly) is the source of this 1138-nucleotide messenger RNA. RefSeq lists its product as uncharacterized. The record is from RefSeq and is a predicted model, not a curated record. The transcript is spliced from 5 exons. Lineage: Eukaryota; Metazoa; Arthropoda; Insecta; Hymenoptera; Cephidae. The coding region runs from base 239 to 799 and encodes 186 amino acids.
AUAUAUACAUAAUAUAAUCCUUUGUCCGUCAACGACAAGUCGGACUUUUCAGAGCAGAAGUGGUUGGCAUCAAGAGUCCUAAGGAAAGAAGUUGCGUGCGUCACGUUGUCUACAGUCUCAAAGAGUUAUUAACCGCCAUACUCAGUAAUUUUUAUCAAUAUUACAACUACACUAACCAUUUUCGUUCUUCUGAACGUGUAUCAGAAACUCUAAUUACGUCAGUAGUGCAUCACCGACAAUGUCAAACAUAAAGAUUCUCUUCGUGAUCACGUGUUGUAUCCUGGCAGUUUCUGCAUUGAAUACCGAUUGCACAUAUGGCCCAAGUACUGGCUACGUGGACGAUCUACUUCGCAAAUGUCCCAGAUUCACAGAAUCUUCAGACAAGACAUUCUGCUGUAUGGACCCUAAAACAACAAAUACUUAUUGUUGCACCGCCGAGGAAUUUGCUACGACCGUAGCAAUUGGAUUCAUACUACCUGCAGUUAUAGCAGUGGUCGUGAUAGUCUCACUGAUAGUAUUAUGCAUUUCUUGUCUGUGCUGCAGCUGUUGUCCAUGGUACCGUAGACGUCACAGAGGAACCGUUUACGGCCACGUACACACGACACCAGUGAUUCACGUUAUACAGACUCCUGCGAACAGCACCUCGCAUACUGGACAUUCAGUCACGAAUCCUCAGUACAAUGUCUAUCCUAACGGAAAUGUCGCUAUGACAGGUACCACGCAGCCACCAGAACCCCAACAGUAUACCACUGAAGCAUAUAAUAAACAGGCGCCAUACAAUCCUAACUAUAGGCAGUGAAUAAAAUGGAAAAUCUAGAAAGUAGUCAAUAACAAAUAUUAAUCUCUUCGUCAGUUGUUUUUUGUUACUUUACAUAUUUUUUAAACGAUUCUUGCCAUUUUUUGUAUUCUUCGUGAUUUUUUCUAAACUUUAUAAUAUUUCCAUAAUGAAAAUUUCUCAUUUUUGUUAUCGUUUUUAUAUAAGUCAGAUAAAGACUGACAGUUAAAUAGGUUUUUCAAUUCUCACGAGAUCCAGAUUAUCGGCGGUAGUGCUCAAAGAAGGAGAAAUAAGAAACGGUUUGCAAAACUCAAUGUACUUUUGUAGAACCUAUUGAAUAAAGAAACUAUUCUUGGAUAAGUA